Messenger RNA from Exophiala xenobiotica, 1884 nucleotides. RefSeq lists its product as uncharacterized. NCBI's taxonomy places the organism in Eukaryota, Fungi, Ascomycota, Eurotiomycetes, Chaetothyriales, Herpotrichiellaceae. Bases 1 to 1884 code for a protein of 627 amino acids. The transcript has 2 exons. Gene Ontology annotation, molecular function: monooxygenase activity; flavin adenine dinucleotide binding. The record is from RefSeq and is a predicted model, not a curated record.
AUGGAUGCAGGGGUACUUCCUUACGCUCCUACGAGCAUUUUAACAUCGUUGCCAUGUCAGCUGCCCGAUUCCCAGUUCGAUCCUUCGGAAGAUUUUGCAGAGGUCGGCAAGGGCCUGGUAUACUCAUUACACAACCUCCAGAACUGCCACCUUACUGACCUCGCAAUCUGGCGAGAUUUGUUCGCUCUCACGGGUUCGAUCAGAACAUUCUACUUACCUACUUCCGUCAUUGAGGCUUGGUCGAAGACGUGUGCAUCGCACAAAGCAUAUGAUUUCAGCAUUUCAGAGGAGCCGAUAGUUCCAGUUAUGCUGGGUCCAAAGAUUGGUUGGGUCAAUGUUCCCUUCACCUUCACUUGUCGUGGCUUGCCAGCGACUACUUGUUCAGGGACGUUGUCCAUUGUGCGUGAUCAUGAUGACACGUGGAAGAUAUGGGUAAUCAGGACGAUUCUGGAUGGGCUAAGCGGCGGCCCGGAUGUUGACUUUUUGCAGCUUGCCCCAGGAAGCCUGAACGGUACCUUCACACGGGACAUAUGCAUCAAUGGCGAAAAUCAAGGCAGUGCUGUAAAAGCUACAUCAGGCCCUCAGCCUACAGAGUACGACUGCAUCGUCGUUGGCGCAGGUCAAGCAGGACUGUCAGCGGGUGGCCGCUUGCAAGCACUUGGCAUUUCCUACGCCGUUCUUGAGAAGCAUGCAUCAAUCGGAGAUAACUGGAUUACACGUUACGACAGUGCACGUCUCCAUACGCCACGCGCAUUCAACCAUCUUCCUUUCGACAGAACCUUCUCGUUGCCAUACCAGGAGUACCUUACCAAAUAUGACCUUGCGAAGGGCUUCCAAAGCUGGGCCGUGAAGUUUGGGAUUGAUGGGAAUAUCCGCCUAGACACGACCUUGCAGACCGGAUCUUUCGAUGACCAACGUCGAAUGUGGACGCUCAACGUCCGACAUGCUGGGGAAAUAAAGACACUCACUUGCAGACAUCUCAUCAUGGCGGUUGGUGUUGGAGUUCAGGUCCCGUUCAUGCCUGCCUUACCCGGCAGGAAGACCUUCAAAGGAACUGCUUUGCACUCAGCCGAAUACCAAAACUCCCGCCCCUGGAAAGGCAAGCACGGAAUCGUCGUUGGCACCGCCAACACUGCGCAUGAUGUUGUCGAGGACAUGCUAGAAGCCGGCUUGUCGCCUGUGACAAUGAUCCAACGACGCAGGACUUAUGUGCUGCCAGUUGAGUACCUGAAGGUAGCGCACGGUCGGCUCCACAACGAUCAGCUGCCCACGGCCGUUGCGGAUCGGGAGGAUUUGUCUAUGCCCUUGGGUGUGGCGAGACUGAUCAUGCGCCAAGUGAUGCAUGACAUGGCAUCGAAGGAGCCGGAGCGGUUUGAUGCGCUCGAAAGGGCUGGCUUCAAGGUUGAGCAAUACGGCGAUCCGAGCUACCAUAUCUACGAGAGGCUGGGCGGCCACUAUGUGGACAUGGGAACCUCGGCGAAGAUAGCAAAGGGCUUGGUCAACAUCAAACACGCGGUCCCCACCAGCUACACUCCCACGGGCCUAUCUUUCUCGGACGGCAGUACACUCCCCGCCGACCUCGUCGUCUUCUGCACCGGUUUCGAGUGCAGUAUGCACAACGUCCUCAAGCAGAUCUUCGGACCUGAAGUUGCUUCGCGAGCAGAUGACUACUGGGGUCUCGAUGACGAAGGGGAACUGAAAGGUGCGUAUAAGCCUAACAGUCAGCCGAACCUGUGGUAUACGGGUGGCGGGACGGCGCAAGCGAGGUAUCUCUCCAGGUUUGUGGCGUUGCAGAUUAAGGCGGAUAUGAUGGGGACGCCGUUGGAGGUGUACGGUCGGAAGAAGGGGAAAGUGAAUGGGGUGGUUGGUGGGGAAGGGAUGUAA